Molecule: messenger RNA, 1687 nt
Organism: Amphimedon queenslandica
Lineage: Eukaryota; Metazoa; Porifera; Demospongiae; Haplosclerida; Niphatidae
Product: calcium/calmodulin-regulated receptor-like kinase 1
Exons: 2
Coding region: 124-1491 (455 amino acids)
Biological process (GO): protein phosphorylation
Molecular function (GO): protein serine/threonine kinase activity; ATP binding
Source: RefSeq, a predicted model, not a curated record
CAAUAUUCAGGAAGUGCAUCUAGCUAGAUCUUCUAGUCCAUCUAUUAUAAUAACCAAAUUUUAUCUAGAGCCAACCCCUUAGUGGUCUAGAUCUAUACACAUGCACACAAAAUCUAGCACAAAAUGGACAGAGGUCAACUUCAGCCAUUACUAUUGCCUGAUUUAAAGGAGACUGGUAAAGAGUUAGGUCGUGGAGCUUAUGGUGUUGUUACUGAAGUAAUAGUUAGUGGAACAACCUGUGCUGCUAAGAAGCUUCACCCUGCUAUUAUACAGGGGUACACGUUGAAAAGAUUUUGUGAUGAGGUGCUUCUUCACAGUCAACAGAGGCAUCCUAACAUUGUACUGUUGAUUGGUGUCUAUUAUCCUCGCCGUUCAAAAUUACCAAUGUUAGUAAUGGAGUAUCUUCCUUUAUCACUCACACAAUGUCUGGAGAGAGAAGAGCUACCACUUCAAAUGAAGUAUUCUAUUCUUCUUGAUGUUGCUAAGGGUUUGUGUUAUCUUCAUGGUAAACGUCCUCCUAUUGUACAUCGUGACCUCACUGCUAAUAACGUGUUACUGACCUCUUCAUACUCAGCUAAGAUAUCAGAUCUAGGAGUAUCAAGAUUAGCUGAUACCUUUAAAAUGCAUGAGCUCACUACAGCACCUGGUAAUGCUAUGGUAAUGCCACCAGAAGCUCUUAAAGAUAAUCCGGUAUAUGAUCACAAGUUAGAUGUAUUCUCUUAUGGUUGUCUCAUUCUUCAUGUACUUACUGGUCAAUUCCCUCAACCAACCAACCAGUUUGUACAAGAACCUGGUAAAGAACCCUUCAAAAGAGUACCAGAAUGGGAUAGAAGAUCAAGCUACAUUAAAAAUAUACCAAAAGUGAAUGAGCUCCUUCCUUUAGCUAAACAUUGUCUUAGUGAUGCUCCUAGUAGUAGACCAGAAAUAGUUGAUUCAUAUCAUUUUGUGGAGCAAGUUCUUUCAAAAUGUCCAAAAAUGCAAAAUGUAAUGCAAUUGAUGAAAGAGAAAGAAGCAGCAAAAAAACAUGUUUGUGAAUUAAAUGCAGAAAAUGAAACAUUGAGAGCUGAGAAAGUAGAAAUUGAGAAGCAACUGAGAGCAGAUCGUGAACGGCUGACAGCAAAAGUGGCAAGCUUACAGAAUACUCUUUCUUUAAAAGAAAAUGAAUUCAAUUAUUGCACUCAAGUACUAAGAGAAAUCAUUAGAAGCAGAGAUGAACAGCUAGUUAAGCUACAAGAAGACAAUGUGGAACUACUGAAGAAGAGAGAAGCUGAUUUAAAAGAAGAGCAUUUGACAGAGCUUGCUGCAAUGAAAGAGGAGUAUGAAGCAAAGCUUUUGGCUGCAACAAUAGAACACAAGCAGCAACUUUGUGAAUCUCACAGAGAAAGUGAGGUGAGAGUAUCGGAAGUAUUAAAGGAGCCUGUGAAGUCAAGUCAAGCACUCAAAGAUACAGCAGCACAGCAGCAAUCCACCCCAUUGGCAAUAGAUGGGUAAGGCUAGAAGUGAGGCUAUUAUAGUAUGUAUGCCAGGUUAAAUUGCUUUGCUUGCUACAGGUGCAUAGAUCAAGCGCAACCAUAAGAAUGAUGCUUUGUUAUGCUUGCCCCAUAAAUGUAUUUCAAAUUGUUAUUUAUAAUUCUAGAAAAGAAGGACUUGUUGCUAGUAAUAAUGUUAAGAAGGUUGGCUUAGAAAG